AUGAUAGAUAUAACAUUAACUCCUCCACCAUCAAUGAAUUCAUAUCACAAUCAAAACACUAAACGAAAAAACAAUGAAUUUCAAGAUGAUUAUAAAAAAAUAAAAAAUUUAACAACAGAAGAUUUAAUAAAUUCAAAUCCAGAAUGGCCACAAUUUAUACAUCCAGAUGGUGGGAUAUUAAAAAUAACUCCAUGGGGUUCAAUAAGACAAUAUGUUGAUUUAACAAGUGGUGAAACUAUAACAAAAUUUGAAGAUUGUAAUUUUGAAGAAUAUUCUUUUAAAUCUGAACAAGUUGAAAAAUUAUAUCAAACUCCAACUACUCCUCAAUCAAUAUAUAAUCAAUCAUUACAACAAACCUCACAUUCACAACAACCACCACAUCAGCAUCAGAAACCUCAAUUAAGUCAACAAAGUUCAAUGAAUUCAAUAAACACUUCCUCCCAUAAUUUUUAUAAUCAAUCACAAUCAAAUAUACAUUUAAGUCCAAGUCAUGAAGUUGAAAGUUAUGUAGUAGAUGGGUAUCAACAACAACAUGAUCAAAUUUUAGAUAAUGAAUUUCAAAUUGAACAUGAAAAUUAUUUUGGAAUGAAUUGA
Lodderomyces jiufengensis is the source of this 594-nucleotide messenger RNA. RefSeq lists its product as uncharacterized. The record is from RefSeq and is a predicted model, not a curated record. Bases 1 to 594 code for a protein of 197 amino acids. The transcript has a single exon. Lineage: Eukaryota; Fungi; Ascomycota; Pichiomycetes; Serinales; Debaryomycetaceae.